Messenger RNA from Closterium sp. NIES-65, 969 nucleotides. NCBI's taxonomy places the organism in Eukaryota, Viridiplantae, Streptophyta, Zygnematophyceae, Desmidiales, Closteriaceae. The record is from the annotation of a GenBank genome assembly.
AUGGAGAACAGGCGGAGGAAGGUGGACUUGGACAUGGACGUGGACGUUGACGUGGACAUGGACGUGGACGUGGACGUGGACGUGGACAUGGACGUGGACAUAGACGUGGACGAGGACGUGGACAUGGACGUGGACAUGGACGUGGACUUGGACAUGGACGUGGACGUUGACGUGGACAUGGACGUGGACGUGGACGUGGACGUGGACAUGGACGUGGACAUAGACGUGGACGAGGACGUGGACAUGGACGUGGACAUGGACGUGGACGUGGACGUGGACGUGGACGUGGACAUGGACGUGGACGUGGACGUGGACGUGGACGUGGACGUGGACAUGGACGUGGACGUGGACGUGGACGUGGACAUGGACGUGGACGUGGACGUGGACGUAGACAUGGACGUGGACGUGGACGUGGACGUGGACGUAGACGUGGACGUAGACGUGGACGUGGACGUGGACGUAGACAUGGACGUGGACAUGGACGUGGACUUGGACGUGGACGUGGACAUGGACGUGGACGUGGACGUGGACGUGGACGUGGACGUGGACAUGGACGUGGACAUGGACAUGGACGUGGACGUGGACGUGGACGUGGACGUGGACGUGGACGUGGACAUGGACGUGGACGUGGACGUGGACGUGGACGUGGACUUGGACGUGGACGUGGACGUGGACGUGGACGUGGACGUGGACGUGGACCUGGACGUGGACGAGGACGUGGACAUGGACGUGGACAUGGACGUGGACGUGGACGUGGACGUGGACAUGGACGUGGACGUGGACGUGGACGUGGACGUGGACGUGGACGUGGACAUGGACGUGGACGUGGACGUGGACGUGGACGUGGACAUGGACGUGGACGUGGACGUGUGGACGUGGACGUGGACGUGGACGUGGACGUGGACGUGGACGUGGACGUGGACGUGGACAUGGACGUGGAAAUGGACGUGGACGUGGACAUGGACGUAG